AUGGCUGUUCUGCGCCCUGUAGAUAUGCGGAUGCAGCCUGCCCCAUACGAGGGCCGGAUGAAAGUGAUCCAUAAGAUACUUGAACAGCUCCAGAAAUAUAGACCGCGGAAGGCCAACCUGGAGGGUCUGGCCGUGCAAUGGGAGCACGAGGUGGCCAAGCGGUCCAGCUCGAAGCACGGGUACAUGUUCAAUGCGAGCUUGCUACUGCGUGACAUCGCGCGGCACAAAGGUAACCUGAAUCGACAGGGGCGAUACGAGGCGCCGGCACCGCAGGUGAGUAAGGCAGAGGUGCUGGCCGCGCUACGGAACCUGGUGCUGAGCGAGCAGGUGCUGUCCGAGAAUGGCUAUGUCACGGCGCAGGACGCUUUGGAGAGCGCGGCGGAGGAGAAAGAGGGUCUGGAGACGUGUGUCAGGUGCCUGAAGAAGUUCGAUGUGCGCGACAUCAUGGUGCCCACGCAGUGCCAGUUCCACGUGCUGAAGGAGCAGUAUAACAAGGACAUGCGGACAUUCCAGUACCGCUGCUGUGGCGAGAUAGGCACCUCCUGCACGCCGUUUGCGCUGGGGUGCAAAACGCUGGAGCACCACGUGUUCCGGCCCUGCACGUACGCCGCCAUGUCGAAGCUGUUGCCGUUCCGCAACACGCGCGGGGUGGAGGGCGAGACGAACGUGCUGGCGCUGGACUGCGAGAUGGCAUACACUUCCUGCGGGUACGAGCUGAUCCGUCUGACGGUGGUCGAGUUCUGGACAAACGCCGUGCUCUUUGACGAGAUCGUGCAGCCACUGGGCGAGAUCAUCGACCUCAACACCCAGUUCAGCGGCGUCCACGAGAUAGACCGCGCUGUGGCGAAGACAUUUGAGGAGGCGAGGGAGGUAUUUUUGUCGCCGGCGAUGAUUAACGAGAACAGCAUACUGAUUGGCCACGGCCUGGAAAACGACCUGAACGUAUUACGGAUUAUACAUGAUAAAAUUAUUGAUACAGCUAUAUUAUACCCGAAUGGUAAGUUCAAGUCCUCCCUCCGGAAUCUAGCCUUUCAGGAGCUCAGUAGACGGAUCCAGACGGGCGAGCACGACAGCUCAGAGGACGCCAUUGCAGCAAUGGACGUCGUCAAGCAUAAGCUGGGCAUCCCGCUCGACCGCAAGACGUGGUAG
Messenger RNA from Eremothecium gossypii ATCC 10895, 1149 nucleotides. RefSeq names its product RNA exonuclease (gene REX3). Lineage: Eukaryota; Fungi; Ascomycota; Saccharomycetes; Saccharomycetales; Saccharomycetaceae. The transcript has a single exon. Gene Ontology annotation, molecular function: exonuclease activity; nucleic acid binding. The record is from RefSeq and is marked provisional. Gene Ontology annotation, cellular component: nucleus. The coding region runs from base 1 to 1149 and encodes 382 amino acids.